This is a messenger RNA of Aspergillus tanneri, 930 nucleotides long. It is a transcript of the gene RRP7, whose product is annotated as putative ribosomal small subunit assembly protein. The record is from RefSeq and is a predicted model, not a curated record. Gene Ontology annotation, cellular component: CURI complex; UTP-C complex. Lineage: Eukaryota; Fungi; Ascomycota; Eurotiomycetes; Eurotiales; Aspergillaceae. Gene Ontology annotation, biological process: rRNA processing; ribosomal small subunit assembly. The coding region runs from base 1 to 930 and encodes 309 amino acids. The transcript is spliced from 2 exons.
AUGAAAAAAGACCCUCAAGAAAUAGCAGGCUACACAGUCCUCCCGAUACUGCUCCCCGAAAUACCCGGCUUCGCAGAACCCGCAACUCAUUACCUCUACCUUCGACCCCAUGAACCUCGCAUCCCGGAUAUUGAUACCCCUCGCUCUCUCUUCGUGGUCAAUGCACCGAUCGAUACAACGGAGCUUCACCUGCGCCACUUAUUCGGCACCCAGCUUUCCGCUGGCCGAGUAGAAAGAGUGCAAUUCGAGUCGGUUCUCACGAACAAGACUGGUGGUAUGCAGGCAGCCACGCAUGGGAACAUAUCGAAGAACAGGAAGCGUAAGCGCGUCACGGUGGAUGACCUACAGAGCCAGCUCGAUGACAUUGAGUUACCCUCAACGUGGAACCAACAGCUCCAAAAGAGCGGGGCCCACGCCAUUGUCGUUUUCGUCGAUAAACCGAGCAUGGAGGCGAGUUUGAAGGCGGCCAAGAAGGUAGCCAAAAGAAAAGAUGGAGGCCGGAUUGUCUGGGGCGAGGGGGUCGAAGAUCGUCUGCCGAAGUUGGGAUUGCAGCGGUAUCUGCAACAUGACCAGGCGCGGUUCCCGCCUCGGGUGGAGUUGCUGCGCACGGUUAACAAGUUUAUGACAGUCUUUGAGCAAGUGGCGGAGGCGAGAAAGCGUGAGGAGGCACGCAAGGCGCAGGAGCCAGAUGAAGAUGGCUUUAUCACCGUUACUAGUGGGCCAAAACUCACGUCAACGGCACAUGAGGAUGAAGCGAAGGCGCUCAUCGAGAAGCAGAAAAAGAAGUCGCAGGGACUGGACGACUUCUAUCGGUUCCAGUCGCGGGAGAAGAGGAAGGAGAGGCAGAACCAGCUGCUCAGGAAGUUUGACGAAGAUAAAAAGAAACUGGAAGAGCUGAAGAUGCGCAAAGGGAAGAUUAGGCCGGAAUGA